This is a messenger RNA of Aegilops tauschii subsp. strangulata, 1975 nucleotides long. RefSeq names its product transcription factor PCF3. Gene Ontology annotation, cellular component: nucleus. Gene Ontology annotation, molecular function: sequence-specific DNA binding; DNA-binding transcription factor activity. NCBI's taxonomy places the organism in Eukaryota, Viridiplantae, Streptophyta, Magnoliopsida, Poales, Poaceae. The record is from RefSeq and is a predicted model, not a curated record.
UACCCAAGGGAAACCCCACCCCCUCCCCUCUCCCCUUCCCUGUCUGUCUGUCUGUCUGUCUGUCUCCAUCCAUCCUUCUCUCCCCUCCUCCGCCCCCGCUCCCCUGCGCCUCCUGCCCUCCUCCCAACCCCACCCGGCCACCACCUCGCCCCACCCUGCGUGCCCGGCACGUGCUCCUCUCCCUCUUCAACCCUAACUCCGGUGACUACCCGAGCGCGUGCGCGCGGACCACCGGCCAGGCCAAAGGAGCCGCCUUUUCAUUUCUGCCUUCUCGGGAGGGAGGGAAGGAGGGAGGGUUCUCGGGGACGCGCAUGGACCAUGGCGGCGGCAGCGGUGGGGGUGGAAGUGGAGGCGGGGGCGGAGCGCCGUCGAGCAGCAACAGCGGCGGGGGGAGCGCCGGAGGUACGAGCGGAAGCCGUGGCGGCGGCAGCGAUCACCAUCCGCACCACCCAUUCUACUACGCUGGCCCAGCGGAGCCCAACAACGUGCAGCAGCAGCCGCAGCCGCAGCAGUUCAUUGGGUCGCUCGCCAUAACCCCCGUCGUCACCGACCAAGCCCCGGCUUCCUCGGCGGAAAAGAAGGCGGUCGCGCCAGUGACUCCAUCGGCCGGCGCACUGGCGAAGCGGCCAUCCAAGGACCGGCACACCAAGGUGGAUGGCCGGGGAAGGAGGAUACGGAUGCCGGCUCUGUGCGCGGCGCGGGUUUUCCAGCUCACGCGGGAGCUCGGCCACAAGUCCGACGGCGAGACCAUCGAGUGGCUGCUGCAGCAGGCGGAGCCAGCCAUCCUCGCCGCCACCGGCACCGGCACCAUCCCGGCCAACUUCUCCUCCCUCAACAUCAGUCGCGCGGCCUCCGGCACCAGCCGCCCCGCGCCAUUCCCCGCCCUCGCGCUCCACCCCCACCACCACCACCACCAGUCGCCGCACCCUCAGCACGACAUGUCCACCAUGCUGGGUUACCACCACCUGCUCCCGCCGCCGCAGGAGCCGCCCCAGGACGCAAAUAGUCCCGGCUCGUUCAUGAGGAAGCGGUACCGAGAGGACCUGUUCAAGGAGGACGACGAGCGGCAAGAUCCUAACGCGCCCAAGGCGCGCGAGCAGCAGGCGGCGCCGCCCGCCGCAAUGUGGGCCGUGGCGCCGAACAGCGCGGCGCCUGGAGGCGCGUUCUGGAUGUUGCCCGUGUCCGCGAGCCAGGCUGCCGCGGCUCGGCCGACCGAGCAGCCUAUGUGGUCUUUCGGCGGCGGCGGGGGGAGCAGCACCGUGCAGGCGCCGCUGCAGUUCAUGUCAACAAGGGUGAACUACCCUGGCAGCGCCGGCGCGAUGGGCGGCAUUCCCGACACCAACAUCGGCAUGCUUGCUGGGCUCAAUGCUUACGACCGCGGCGGCGGGGGCGGAGGAGGUACGGAAGAAGAGCAGCAGCAGCAGCAGGAGCAAGACCAGCAACAGGAAAUGGAGCAGCAGCGCGACGGCAGCGGCGGUGGCAACGAGGGCGAAGAGGACGGCGACGACGACAGCGGCGGAGAAGAGGAAGGCCAUGGCAACAACAGCUCACAGUAAGCUCGCAUGAUGAAAAACUCUGAAUCCACCAUGAUCAUAUCGCAAUCGUGCUAGUGGGGUGGGCUAGAAUCGAAUCCUGGGAUUGCCUGAGGCCAUCAUUGGACUGCUCACUGCUGGGUUAAGAAGAAGAUUGGAGAAAUGGAUGAUGGGAAGGAAGAAAGCAACUGAAUGCAAGAACAAGACUUCUUGCUAGUCCUUAGGCCUCGUUAUUUUUGGUGGUAUUUUUUUGUCUGUUUAUUUUAUUUUCCUUGUUGGAUGGAUUGAUCCGUGAUGAAUGAUUGGCAUGUUUAGAUGGGUGCGAUGAUUGGUAGUGGUAGUGGGUCCCGACUCAGGAGGGGCCAGGAGGAAGAAACCAGUUUUAUUUGUACAGUUGAUCAUCUUGAUUUGUGCUGCAACUUCAAUUCUUGUUUUAUCUUUCA